AUGGAGAGCUCUGCUGAUCCUGAAAGCUCCAACUCAAGGGCCUCCACGGAUUCUACUUCUCUUGAAACCCUUGAGCUUUCUAUUGGGAAUCUUUGCGUGAAGAAUGGCAAGGUUGAGAUUGAUGGCUCGGCUACUACUCAGGUCAACAGGGCUUAUUCGUCUUUGCCUCUGAAUGGUUCUUUAACUAGCAUCUUGCUUGGUCCUGGACCGAACAACAGAGAAAGUAUGUUGAGUUCUUCAAAGAAGUAUAGUAUUUUUCCUUCUUUUAAUCAUAUGAAUCUGAAUGGUGCGGAUUGUCAACCAUAUGGUUUUUCUGAAAACCUGACGGAAAAAACAUUGAACACCGGGUAUGGGUUUGAAGAACCAUACCUACAUCAUUUGAAAUCAAAGGGAUGGGAGGAUUCCUUGUUCAGCGAUGUUAACUUAUUCGGUGGUUUGUAUAAAGAAGAACCCUGCCUUCCUUCUCAUCCUGAAGCAGUUACAACUGGUGCAAAUCUUUCGUGGAGUGGUUUCAACAUGAGUAAUGAGAGAGUUCUGGUGGUUUCCAGGAUUUGCAAGGAUUUGGUACAGUUGAAGGACCCAAGAAUUACACAACUGAUAUUUGAAGGGGUUAUUGAGAACAUAUUCGAGCUGAUGACCGACCAACAUGGACGCUAUCUAUUUCAGAAGCUGAUUGAGUUAGAAAACGAAAUUCAGUUGCAGAUGAUUGUGGAAAAACUAACAAAUUCAGACGGAGACAUCUUCUAUACAUCAAUCCAUAGAUAUGGCACUUAUUCUAUUAAGAAGCUGAUCCAAGUGCUUGAGAAGUCACCAUUGGUUACCGAGGUUGUUAAAGCUUUGUGCAACAAAUUCUGGGACUUGAUGGUCAAUCCAACAGGACGACAUGUUAUAAUGGAGUGCCUGGACGUUGUCGACUCUCAGAAGAAUGACUUGCUAUAUAUUGAAGCCAUCGAUAAAUGUCUACAACUAGCCACACAUGAGCGGGGAUGCAUAUCCUUAAACAAUUUUAUCUCCCGUAUCAAAGGGCCUCGAAGAGAUCAACUCCUGAACUUGAUCUGUGAUCAUGUGGUGUACCUUUCACAAGAUCCUGCAGGGAACUUUGUUGUGCAGUACGUCCUGGGGCUCCAAAAGCCUUCCAUGAUCGAUAAAAUUUGCUUCAAAUUGAAAGGUUACUACGUUAAACUAUCCCGGCAGAAAGGAGGAAGUCAUCUGGUAGAGGAUUGCUUGAAAUCUUCAGGGAUGGAUCAUGUGGUUCAUGAAUUUCUUCAUAGCAAUCAACUUCUUCACGUUGCGAAGGAUCGAUAUGGAAACUAUGUUCUCCAAACUGCUUUAAGAGAGACGAUGAAAACAGGUAGUCCACUUCAUGGAAGUCUUCUUGUGAAACUCCUGUCAUAUCUUAAUUCUCUGCAGCAUGGGUACGGAAGAAAUGUCCUCACAUUGAUGACAGCUCAGCUUAAAAAGGCGUGA
Messenger RNA from Theobroma umbraticum, 1467 nucleotides. NCBI's taxonomy places the organism in Eukaryota, Viridiplantae, Streptophyta, Magnoliopsida, Malvales, Malvaceae. The record is from RefSeq and is a predicted model, not a curated record.